Molecule: messenger RNA, 1501 nt
Organism: Phlebotomus argentipes
Lineage: Eukaryota; Metazoa; Arthropoda; Insecta; Diptera; Psychodidae
Product: facilitated trehalose transporter Tret1-like
Exons: 3
Coding region: 34-1422 (462 amino acids)
Biological process (GO): transmembrane transport
Cellular component (GO): membrane
Molecular function (GO): transmembrane transporter activity
Source: RefSeq, a predicted model, not a curated record
CUGUUUUAUUACACGCUCGACUUUCCCGUGGAGAUGACCUGGCGCGUCUUCUACCAGUUCUACGCCUGCUUCUGCGCGAAUUGCGUGGGCAUCAUCUAUGGCAUCACAAUCGGCUGGGCGAGCCCCAGCAUUCCGCUCCUGCAGUCCAGCGAGUCUCCGCUGCUGAGCGGGCCGAUCACGGAGGAGGAGGGCUCGUGGAUCAACUCGAUCAUGUGCGUGGGCGGCCUCUUCGGGACGCUCUUCUUCGGCUGGAUGGGCGACUAUUUCGGCAGGAAGUGGUCCCUGUAUCUCGUCUCCAUGCCCCAGAUCGCCUCCUACCUCCUCAUCCUCAUCGCCCUGGACGUUGAGUAUCUGUACGUGUCGCGAUUCCUCAGUGGAUUCGGUGGCGGAGGAGUUUUCGUCCUCGUUCCGCUCUUCGUCACCGAGAUCGCUGAGGAUCACAUCCGCGGAACUCUAGGCGCCUGCCUCAUUUUGGUGGUGAAUCUGGGAGUGUUGGUUGGAUUGGCCAUCAGUGGUUACUUAGACUUCUUCAUCGUUCCUCUCGUUCCCAUCGCCAUUCUCCUGGUCUUCCUCCUUCUCUUCCAAUUCCUCCCGGAAACCCCGCAAUAUCUGCUGAUGCGGAAGCGCAAAGAGGAAGCCGAGACGUCUUUCCGGUUCUACAGAGGGUUCAGGAAGAGUACUGAAGAUCUGCCUGAAAAGUAUCAGAAAGAAUUUGCAGCUCUGCAGAAGAUCUACGACGGACUAGCGCAGCAAAGCAGCAACCAGGGAAUCCAGAAGAAGGAUUUCGCUCCAAAGUCCACAAAACUCGGCAUGAUCAUCAGUUUCACGCUCAUCUGUCUGGCCUGCUUCUGCGGCACCUUCACUCUCAUCAGCUACGCAGCAGACAUCUUCCACAACGCCGGCUCCAGCGUGUCCCCCAAUGACGCCGCCCUCGUCGUCGGAGCAAUCCAGGUCGCUGGAAGCUGUCUAUCCUAUCUCCUCGUCGACCGAGUGGGCAGACGAAUCCUCCUGAUGGGAUCUGCCCUGAGCACUGGCAUCCUGCACUCCGUCAUGGGCGCCUACGUGUUCCUGGCGUCCAGAGGUCACAAUCUCGAGGGAUUUGAGUGGAUUCCGGUGGUCUCUCUUUCAGGAGUAAUGCUGGUCUCCGCCAUAGGAAUGGUGGCUCUUCCCUAUCCCGUAAUGGCGGAAAUCAUUCCCACGAAGUUGCGCGGACUCGUCGUGAGCAUAGGAUCGUCAAUAUCAUGGACGUUGUCCUUUCUGUUGGUCAAGUACUUUGGAUACUUCCUCCAGGUCAUUCAGCUCUAUGGAUGCGUGGGUUUUUUCGCUUCCUGCUGCUUCUUUGAGGUGCUUUUCGUCGCAAUUGUGCUGCCGGAGACAAAAGGGAAGAAUUUUGAAGAGAUUGUGAACCUUCUGUCCAGAUGAAAGUCCCUGAAAAUUGAAUUUAUGUAAUAUAAAGAAUCUCACCGUAUACAGAAUAAAAUGAACGGAAAAGCGUUUUCAA